AUGCCACCUGUCGCAGUAGUGAGCAAAAAGAGCAUCCCGGACAAGAAAGCGGGUAAACCAGCCGUGCGUCAGGUGCGCGUGAAGCCGCUGAUUACGUCCCAGACCUCCGACCCUGCUCCCAGUGAAAAAAAGGAGCUGCAGUCGAUACACGCACUGCUCGAUAAGAUGGCCUCUGACGCCACGUCGAAAGCUGAUGCAGCGGGCAAGAUCGCUGCGAGACGAUGGAUGGGGAAAUCAGCGAGCCAGAUCUACAGCGAGUUCUGCGAGGAAACGAGCUUCACGGCGCUCACCAAGAUCCACAAGGCAGACUUCCGCCUGAAGCGCGUCAUAUGGGCCUUCACGUGCGUGUUCAUGACCGCCAUGCUCGCCCUGCAGAUCACGUGGCUCUUCCAGAAAUACUUCCGGUGGCCAGUGGAGCUGUCGAUAGAGGUGAAUGCGGUUCCGGUACUGCAGUUCCCGAGUGUCACCAUCUGCAACAUCAACCCGCUAAAGAAGGACAACAUGUGGAUGGGUCCUUUCCAGGAGAAGAGCGCGGUGUUCACACUCGGCAAAGACGACAUGAUCUACGACGACUAUAAGAACGAUCUCAUGAACGAAAUGACAGAAAAUUCACGCGACGGCAACGUGAGCGAUAACGAAAUAUCGUCGCUGAUGCAGAAGAACGACUUCAACAAGUGGAACGUGCUACGCAAUAACACGGAAAUGGCAGAGGAUUUCUACCGCUCCAUGGACGACAGUCACGUGGCAAUCCUGGCGUACUCGGACGUGGCGGCCAACAUGAGCGGCGAGGAGCUGCGGACGUACGGACACCAGAGCGAGGACAUGAUCAUCUCGUGCACCUGGCAGGGCAUGGCCUGCUCGCCGGACAACUUCACCUACGUUCGCAACAACAUGUAUGGCAACUGCUACACCUUCAAUGCUUUCGACAACGGUCAAGAUCCACUGGCAAUGAACUACCCGGGUCCACUCAUGGGCCUUACUCUGGAGCUGAACAUAGAACAGGGGCAGUACGUGCCGGCCCUGGCUCAGGACGCCGGGGUGAAGAUCGUGAUCCAUGAGCGGGGAACCUACCCCAUACCGGAAGACGCGGGACUGUCGCUCCCGCCGGGGAUGAAGACUUCCAUCGGGUUGGACAAGACCGAGUAUAAGCGCCUCCCCCCGCCCCACGCUGACUGCGGCACGAGCGGCCAAGGCGUGGUGGACAUGUAUGCUCGUGACUUCGGAACCGCCUACACCAAAGAGACUUGCCUCAAGUCAUGUAUCCAGGCCGCCUUACUGGAACAGUGCGCAUGCGCAACCUCCAUCUUCUACGUGCCACCUGGCGAGAAAGUCUGCUCAAUGUCCGGAAACGAUUCAACGUGCGUGUCCACAGUUACGGAGGCAGUCGUGGAAAGCUGCAACGGGAGGUGUCCGACACCUUGUGACGACACCGUGUACUCCCUGAUCACGUCCAUGUCACAGUGGCCUUCCGAAAACUACGAGGAUUAUCUGGAUUGCAAGAUAUCUAAAACGUCAAGCUAUUUCAUGGACAAAGAACAACGACAGGACAGCGAUACAACCCUACUGAAAGUGGACGUUUUCUACACAAGGUUGAUGCUUAAAAAAGUCGAACAGAAGAAAGCGUACGAAUCUGAGAACCUGAUAUCUGACAUUGGAGGCCAGCUCGGUCUGUGGUUGGGCCUCUCCGCCAUCACGUUUGGUGAGCUGAUUGAUCUGUGUGUGUCCCUUGCGAGGGCGGUACUCGACAAGUUCUGCGACCGGAAGUUGCACGAGGAGGAGAAACAAGGCAGUGAGUCUGACAUAGCCUAGCAGACAGGAAGCUUCGGACAGGUGCGCCGACUGAGAACAUGCGCGGGCUCAUGUGUGUUCGAGGUGCAUUAACAACUUUAUCAGGAACGCAUCAUAAUUUGUCGCUACUUGUUUAAGCUGUUGUGUUUUGUUUUAUUGUUUCUGUUGUAUUUUAUAAUGGCAUCUAAUUAUGAUUUUGCAAAUUCAUGUAUGGCACCAAUCACAAGUGAAGAAACUUUGACAUUAUCGCAUGCAAUACAGGAACCAUACACCUGUGAAACUUCCUAUUUAUUUCAAGCACAACAUGUUGCAUUACUUUCCUAGCGCCAAUGGCUGUACAUGUAUUUAACGUAUCAUAAUUAAAUCAAUAGCAAGGACGCUACAAAUUGCUGUAAAUGUAGGUUGGGUAUAACAAGUAUUUAUUGCAGUACAUUUCUUAUUAGUUCUUUUUUGUAAUACAUUUAAUAACCCAGUGCUUUUUUCGCGGCUGAAUAAGGAAAUAAAACCAGUUGCACUCAGUCCCGGAUUACCCGUUAGGCAGAGUAGGCAACUGCCUAUGGACCCCGCGACCGUUAGGGACUUAUGAUACCGUGACAAUAUACACUUUGCUUACUUACUUAGCCAAAUCUAAUGACUUGACCAAGCUAAUAAUUUUAUAUCAAGUGUAUCAUGUGUAUGCUCCGAUUUAUAUUAUUAGGCUUGCUUAUAUAUUACCAAGUGAAUCAUCGGUGACGGUGUUCUUAAAUUCUUGAUAUUAUAAUUAUAAUAUCGUAUUGGCAACACUGUAUUUUGAAAUUAUGUGACUAGAAAAGGUAAUAUGUUAUGUCUUGCCAGCCUUGACACUGAUAGUUUAAUUCAAACUAGAUCAAUCGAUUUGGUACGAACGUUCUAGUAUGCACUAUACCGACUAGGGGCCUUGGAUAUGGGACCCACAAGUUUCACUGCCUAUGGGUCUCCACGGUGCUAAGCCGGCACUCGUUUCACUAACUAAAAUAGUACUGAUAACCAGUCAAUUUGUCGGUUUCAACGACCUUGAAUCGCGCGCCAAUGUUGAAAGUCGCACGAUAUACUCUUGGCAUCUUAGAGCAAGUAUACGCGUUUUCGGAGAUAGUAAAUCUAUUGAAAUAAAAACUGUCAAUAAUAGCUGUGUCAGCUACACAGCAUACAGAGAGCAACUGUUACUUUAAGAACGGCGAUGGCAUCUGAAUAAGGAAUUGGUAAAACGUUAGUUCCUAAUUCGGAAGCCUGUAUUUCGAUCGAUUACUUUCGAAUAUGUUUUUUUUUUAUGUUGUGUGUGUUAUUGUGUUAUUUAAGUUUGAUUGUGUUAUAUGGAUGUAUUCUGAGACAUGCGAAUGUUACCGAAGGUAUGUCUACAUUAACAAGCGACUGUUACCGAGUGUAUGUAUAAAUGAACAUGCGAUUGUUACCAAGUGUAUGAAUACAUGUACAUGUGACUGUUACCGAAUAUAUUUCUACAGCAACAUGCGACUGUUACCAAGUGUAUGUAUACAUGAACAUGCGACUGUUACAAAGUGUAUGUAUACAUGAACAUGCGACUGUUACCAAGUGUAUGAAUAAAUGAACAUGUGACUGUUACCAAAUGUAUGUAUGCAUGAACGCGUGACUGUAACCAAGUGUAUGUAUACAUGUACAUGCGACUGUUACCAAUUGUGUGUAUACAUGAACAUGCGGCUGUUACCAAGUGUAUGUAUACAUGAACAUGCGACUGUUACCUAGUGCAUGUAUACAUGAACAUGCGACUGUUACCAAGUGUAUGUAUACAUGAACAUGCGACAGCUACCAAGUGUAUGUAUACAUGCAUAUGUUACUGUUACCAAUAAUGUUCAUACAUUUGGGAACAGUCGCAUGUUCAUGUAUACAUACACUUGGUAUAGUGCAUACUAGAACGUUCGUACCAAAUCGAUUGAUCGCAUGUUCAUAUAUAUAUAUAUAUAUAUAUAUGCGACUGUUGCCAAAUGUAUGAACAUGCACAUGUCACUGGUACCAAAUGUAUAUAUACAUAUGAACAUGCGACUGUUGCCAAAUGUAUGAAUACAUGUACAUUUGACUCUGACCAAUUGUAUGUAUACAUGAACAUGCGACUGUUACCAAAGUGUAACACGUAUACAAAUAUGUAUACGUAUACAAAUGUGUACAUUUGACUCUGACCAAUUGUAUGUAUACAUGAACAUGCGACUGUUACCAAAGUGUAACACGUAUACAAAUAUGUAUACGUAUACAAAUGUGUACAUUUGACUCUGACCAAUUGUAUUUAUACAUGGACA
Messenger RNA from Dreissena polymorpha, 4073 nucleotides. Its product is annotated as amiloride-sensitive sodium channel subunit beta-2-like. The transcript is spliced from 13 exons. Gene Ontology annotation, biological process: sodium ion transmembrane transport. The record is from RefSeq and is a predicted model, not a curated record. Gene Ontology annotation, cellular component: membrane. The coding region runs from base 1 to 1809 and encodes 602 amino acids. Lineage: Eukaryota; Metazoa; Mollusca; Bivalvia; Myida; Dreissenidae. Gene Ontology annotation, molecular function: ligand-gated sodium channel activity.